AAACUCAACAGGGAGCUUCGGUGUUUGUAGUUCGUGGAGAAACUAGAAGCAGCUCGGGUUAAGAUGGGCUCUAAUGAGUCUAAUGAUGGACACACGACGUGUCAGGCUGAGAAGUGUUAUAACCCGCGAGACUCGACACUUCGCUUCGUGAACACAGAGGACGAGUUCGACUUUCUAUAUGAAGGUUUCAAGUCUCGCAGAGCUCUGAUGUCCUGUGGUCACGCUGUGACUCCGACGUCUCUGACCAACUGGUGCCGCAGGUUAUUGGACCAGGGUGAAAGCAGAUUCACAUGUGCCCAACGUGGUUGUGUCUAUGAGUGGCCUUUCUCAGAGGUUCGUAAAAUGGCUCUUCUGACACCUGAAGAAAUUGAGUAUUUUAAAAAAGCCUUGGCUGCCAAUGCUCAAAAGGAUAACUUGGAUACCAAAUUAUGUCCUGGAUGCAGAUCUUCUUUGGUGAGAAAGGAAACCUCUAAUCUGAGCGUCCACUGCACAGUGUGCACAGCAAACAGAGGACGGGUCUAUGAGUUCUGCUGGCAGUGUUUGAGGGAGUGGAAGGGUCCGGCUCCACGCUCAGACCGCUGUGAAAACGACGGCUGCUGCAACGAAUCACUGAAAGCGCUGAAAAACUGUCCAGAUAUCACCUUUGAGUCUGUGACAGGGGUCACUGGCUGUCCCUCCAUCCGAGCCUGUCCCACCUGUGGCUCACUGGUGCAGCAUAGCAGGAAGCAUUGUAAAAGCAUCGUCUGUCCCCGAUGUCAGGUGAAGUUUUGUUUUGUGUGCCUGAAGCUGGCUGAAGAGUGUUUCAAGACAAGUAAAAUUUCAGGACAGUGCUCCAGGGGUGUUGCCCCCAGACAGAGCUCUAUACCCAUGUGGAAGAAGUAAUGAUAUAAACAACGCUAUGUAAGUGCUUCUGUUUCUUUUGAUGUGUCUUUUCUUAAUUGCACCAUUGCUGUAAUUUACAUUCUUCUCUGGUUUUGAA
This is a messenger RNA of Seriola dumerili (greater amberjack), 979 nucleotides long. Its product is annotated as probable E3 ubiquitin-protein ligase ARI8. Lineage: Eukaryota; Metazoa; Chordata; Actinopteri; Carangiformes; Carangidae. The transcript has 4 exons. Bases 64 to 882 code for a protein of 272 amino acids. The record is from RefSeq and is a predicted model, not a curated record.